AUUUACAUUUAAACAUGUUCAGCAUAGAGUAAUGUAAUAAAAAAAAUUUCGCAUUUGUGUUUUAAUUAUAAUUCUUCGUUUCUAUUAUUUCAGUUAUAAAGAUGUUUUUAACAUAUAUAACUGACUGCUGCCAAUUUUUUAAAAAAAACUGAUUUUUAACUCCUAUUGUUUGCUGAAAUAAAAAAAAAAAUGACAGUUUUUGAUAAAAAGAAAAUUAGCAUUUUACUUUAGUCAUUUACCAUCUUUUAUUGAAGAAUGUCUGACCCUUCUAGUAGCAGUGGUGGAAAUUAUCCAGUUUUGCAAGAGUAUCCAUUACAGUCGCAUUUAACUCAGUUAAUUCCUGCAAAAGCACAGAAAACAUUAACAACUUAUGAUAUUGAAUUUACUUGCAUAGAUACAGAUGGCCAUUAUAUUGCUGUGGGAUCCAAUAUUGGUAUAGUUUAUUUGUAUGACAGAAUAAAAAAUCACUUAACUAGGUUGAGAAAUGAGAAUAGAGAUCCUAUAACCUGUGUUAAAAUUUUAAUUUCUCUAGAGUGCUUAGUGGUAUUUGGAUGUAAAAGUGGUGCUGUUUUUGUGUUUAAAAUACCAUUUGACUCAGAGCAAGAGCUUGAAAAGUUUACUGUUGAAGGUUUGCAUAGUUCUCCAAUAACAUCAUUGGAAUGGGUUAGAAAUGGAAUUAAAUUUUUUAGUGGUGAUGAAAAUGGAGUUGUGGUUUGCACUGAAAUUGAUCACUUUGAGCACUGCAGUAAAUCUCGCAUUUUGUUGAACGAUCAAAGCAAAAUAGUUCAGCUCAGUUAUAAUCGUUUACAUCUUGUGGUUUCAACUCUUUUUCGAUCUCUUAUAUUUUCAUGUGAAGAUGGAAGAAUAAUUAAAAUUGGUCAAAAGGAAAGAAAAUGUUAUGGACCAUUUGGUGCUCUAAUUUUUCAUUCUAACAAUUCCAAAGAAGAUAUAAUUUUUGCAUCCCGUCCUGGACAAAGACUUUGGAAAUCUGAUAAAACUGGUGUUAUUCAUGAGACUAUGAUAUUUAAAAGUGCUCUUAUUGAACCUCAUCCAGUUAUAAAAUUAUUGGAUGAUGAAAAAGAAAAUCACAAUCUUAAAGAUUUUCAGUUUGGAAAAUUAUUGAAAUUUGACGAGAAGUAUGUUUUAGUUUUAUUAGACUCUGCCAUUGUGCUCAUUGAUCCUGACUUAAAAUCUAUUGUGGCCAGUUCUCCGCUAUUAGAGCCUAUUGUGGAUGUAUCAACAUGCAAUAAUGAAAUAUUUAUUCUGUGUGGUUUACGAAAAGUGGUCAGGAUUUCAUCUAGUCCGGAUCCUUAUCCUUGUGAGGAAAGUUGUGAAGAACCAUCAAUUAUUGAAGACAUUUUAAUACCUCUGAAAGGAUUGUCUGUAUUUGUGAAAGAACGUAGCGAUUCACUAGCUGAUCAGACAGAAACUGCUCUAUUUGGUUGGCUCAAGAAAAAGAGAUCUUCUAGUUCUCCAGAUGUAGUACCUGAUUUCACAAAUCAGAAAGAUAAGGAUUUGCCAGAAGUAGUCAAAUUACCAACAGAGGAUUUGCCAUCCAUUGUUGUUGAUGAUCCCCAUCCAAUACCUCCAGAAUUAGUGCCAAAAAUAGAAAUUAAAAUUUCUCUUGAUGAAAGUGAUGACAUUGUUUAUAAACCAAAAAAGAAGCAAAAGAAGAAAGUUCGCUUUAGGGAUGUGAGUCCCAAAAAGAAAGACAGAGAAGCUCUAGUUUCUGAUUCUAAAGAAACUAACCCUGUUCUUAAUAGUAAAACUGUUAAAAAUGAUGAAAUAACUAAAGUGUCUGAUGCUGCUGUGAAUUCUAAUCCAGAUGUUCUGCCAAAAUCUGAUGAAAUUGAUUCAUCUAUUACCAAAGCUGUUGAGUCUACUAGUCAGUCAGUCAUAUCUGAGAAUGACAUUGAUAGAACUGAUAAAGAAUCUAACAGUAGUAGUUCAGAAACUUCUCCCAAUUCAGAUGUUAAUAUUUCCAGUUCCAUUGAUGAAAGUUUAAAUACUGACAGUUCUGCUGAUGGAAAUUCACAGAAUGAUUGCAUUGAUUCAGUGGAUUCAUGUGUGGACGAAAUUGAUUGUAUUUCACCAAAAGAUUGCAAGAAAGGAGAAUGUGAAUCAAAAAUUGAUGAUAGUAAUUCUGAAAAGGUGGUGGAUCCAGAUGAUAUUUAUUCAUCAUAUGAUGUGCCUGUAAGCUCUCUAGAACCUAAACUGAAUACUCAAUCCUCCAGUGAUUCCCAGUCAACGGAAGAUUCACUAAGAACUUGCCCUGACGACUUUGAACCUCCAAAAUAUGGAGUUGACUGGGUUGAGUAUAAAGCCCCAGAAGUACUUACUGAUCUUAAAAUCAGCAAUGAUCACAUUUUCUGCUGUGAUAUUAAGAAUCAAUUGUACUAUUCAAAUUAUCCAAUUUUGGGCCUGCAGUGGCGAAGGAUUGAUCAACCAGCUGAAAAGAUUGCAGUAUCCCCUUCAGAAAGUAUUUUUUGGGUGCUCUAUAAAGGAGUUAUUUUUGCAGCUAAGCAAAAUAGUAAUAUUAAAUCGAAGGAUGUUGAUUGGAUAUCUGUUGGUAGAGAUGUUAUUUCUAUAGCGGUGGAUGAAGACAGUGGAUGGUAUGUUACAGUUGAUGGGCACCUCACAUUGCAACCAAAUUUGAGAUCUUCUCAACCAUUUGGAUAUCCUGAACCCGUUGAAUUUGAUCAUAAUCCAAUGUUUCUCCAAGUCGCUACAUGGAAUAAAGUCGUUUGGCUUCUAACUGUUAGUGGCAGUCUACAUAGCUUUGAAUAUAAGUCAAAAAGAUCGAAACAUGCUCUUAAAGAAAUUAGAUUGAAUGGAACUCCAGACAUUGAUAGCAUUUUUCUUGGUGUUCAUCAAACAGGGUGGAUAAUUGAUUCCAGUGGCAUUAUUCGAUUCAAAAUUGGCGUUACAUCUGAUAAUCCUGGGGGGAAAGGAAGUCCUUGGGAAGUUGAAGCCAGUAAAUAUUUUGUUAGAAAUGCUGCAAAUCUUCCAAAAGCAGUAUUAAAGGCUCUCAAUAAUGAAGCAUUGAGCAGUUUAAUCAGAGGAAAACAACAUAUUUGUCUUUCAACUUCUUCCUCUGGGGUGUGGUUUUGUAAAACGUUGGAUAAUGUGCUAUUUUCAAAUCAAAAAAGUCUAAUUGGUCAUAAAUGGAAAUCAGUGGUUCCUCCUGGCACUGCAUCUGCUACAAAAUGGAAAUUAUUAUCAGCAGUUGGAAUCGCUUGUGGGCAGGGAACUAUUUGGUGUUUGAAUAAUACAGAGGAACUGUUCUGUUUGUUCUUGUCUACUAAUACAAUGAUAUCAGUGGAGCUUCCACGUGUUCCUGGUAUAAAAAGUCUAAUUCCAACCGCACAAUCUCUGUGGUUGUUGUCAGAAGAUGGGCAGAUAUUUUUUAGAAGAGGCAUAACUCCUAACUGCCUUGAAGGUGUUUGGUGGCAAAAAAUGGAUCUAAGUCAGCUAGGUUCCGAGAGAAUUGUUGAUGUUAGUUGUUCAUUUGAAGUGGCAUGGGCAUGCACAAAUGAAGGUCAUAUUCUUGUUCGACUUGGCUCACUUUGCCCAUCAUCAGACAGAAAGUUACCCCAGGCAUGGAUUCCCUUAAGUUUUGAAGCUGAAGACUCAGUUUCACCUAUUAUGGAAAAGUUGUCUGCCAUUGGAAAGAAGUUCCCUUUACCUUUACCGAUUCAACCAAGUAGUUCUGAAGUUUUCUUUUGUAAGGUGUAUGUGGGACCUUUAGGCCACCCUGUUUGGGCAUUAGAUAACAGAAGCAAUGUUUAUGUCCGUGAAGGAGUUUCUGUCAGUAUGCCUAUUGGUAAGACGUGGACCCUUGUUCCUGAACUACAGGCUAAGUCAUUAUGCAUCAGUAGAAAUGCUGUUUGGUUGCUAAAGAACUCUGGAAAAAUCUUCAGAAGAUUUGGUGUAACAGAGAAAAAUCCUUGUGGUGAUUAUUGGAAACAAAUACCUGGAAACAUGGAUUAUUUAUCUGUUACUGAAGAUGAUGAUCUUUGGGGUCUUAAAGAUGAUGGCAUGUAUCAGCAUUCAUCUUUUGUUCUGAAUUUUGCUUCAAAAAAGAAGGCGAAAGAACCACCUGUUCGUAGCAUUUCUGAAGAAGAUUGGGAAGAUAUAAUGGUUGAUUCAUCCGAUAAUGAAUUGUAAUCAAAUUUAGUAUUCUUAUUUAAAUAAAUUUGGGUAUGAUUGUUAAUUUUAGGCAAUCAAAUUUGAUUAAUACUUAUUUGAAAAUUUGCUUUGGUAAUCUUAAAUAUUUUGAGAUUGUGAAUGUAUUUGCAUCAGAAGAGUACUUAAUAUGAGUAUAUACUUAAUACUUAAUGAGUAUGUACUUAAAUAUGAGUCUGAUUAAUUUCAUUGAUUUUGUAUUGUUGAAUCGAAUUCAGAAAAAAAUAAAUCUGAAAUGUGCAUUUUAAUGUUUAAAAGCCCAAAAAUUAUUUUUCAUAAUGCUCAAAUUAAAUGAGCCAUAUUGCCACAAAAUAUUUUUAAGCUAUUAUUGUUUACCCCAAGCAUUGAAAAUUCAUGUUAAAAUACAAGCAAAUAAAAAGAAAAGCAUGAUUUCAUCAGUUUUGACUUAUAUAAAUUAAAAUCUGAAAUUCCAUAUAGAAACGAUUGUAAACAUAUGUUCACGAUAAAUAGUUUUAAACCUUCUGAUUUGAAAAUUAAAACUUAUUUUGAAGCAUUCAUUUAAAGUUUAUUUUCAAACAUAUUUUUAAAUAAAAAGUUACCAUGAAAAGAUUUUUUUUCAAUUAUGGUAAUUUGUUUUAUUUGUGUAUUAAGUUUUUCAUCUUCAUUUUUUUUCUACUUAAUGUUUUUAUAAAUUUUCAUAUCUAAUAAAUUUGUUUGCUUGCAUUCUUUUCAAUUUUUUGAAAUAUAAUUAAAGAGGUGAUGAAGUUAAAGAUAAAUAAUUUAAUCCCUUAUAAAAGCAAAGAAUUUUUAUGUCAUUGCAUCCUGAUUUGUUUUUGUUUCAUUAGGGAAUCAUUAUUUUUCCUAAAUAUUGCAUAUUUACUAUUUUUGAUACACUCUUAUGUUGGUGAUUUUUUUUCUUUUUUUUUUUUAACAAAUGCAUUUUUUGGGAAGAAAACAAGGAAAGGUUGAACUUUGCUUUAACAUGUGUUGAUGUUACUUUUAUACAGAAUAAAAGAAAGACUUUUUCAUAAAAAAAAUGAUUUAUUAGUUUUAAGUUUAGUAUAAUCAAACAUAAAAAAUAAAAUCUAGGAAGAACAUAGAAAUUCCACAUUAGAAUAGUUAAAAAAUUAUUCUAAGAAUAUAAAUUCUUACUGAAUUAAUAUAAGUGUUUUUUUAUUUAAAAAAAUUCUUGUAAAAUAUCGAAUGAAAAGUAAUAUUUCUGUUGUGUAUUGUAUAACUAAAUAUUAGGGCAGGGAAAUGAGACUGAAUAUUUUGCAAAAAUUUCAUACAACAACUUUUUUUUAAUAAUGAAAAGAAUAAUAUAUUUUUAAUGUACCUGAUAAUUAUUUUUGCAAAAUUCUGAAAUUAUUUCUGCUGCUAAUUAGCCAUUUUAAUCUGAUGUACAUUUGUAAUUGAUGAAGAACUAUUGCUAAUAUGAUCUAAUUAUAAGUAUCAAUUCAGUUUUUUUAUUUUGAUUUCACCAAAAAUUUCAGUCCUCUGAUUUAAAACCAUUUUUAGAAUUGAAAUUUCUACAAUAUUAUUUGUAUAUAUAUAUAAUGUUGUAGAAAGUGAAAAUUGAGUAUUUGUGUAUGAAAUAUUAGACUUUAAGUUUACAGUUUCGUCAUAUAUCUAUCAAGAAAAGCUAUUUAAACAGGUAUUGAAUCAAAUAUUGUACAAACAUUUUUCUUAAUAAAGAAAUCACUUUUUAGUCAUUAAUAAGAAUUUUUUUUAAAUAUUUUUGCGCAAUUAUGUCUGUUUACUUAUUUUUUUAAUGUGUAAUAUAAAUAUCUAAACAAUGUCUCUGCUGAAAAUAUUAUUUUUAUAUUUAUAGAUAUGUAUGCUCUAUUUAUAAGGUUAAAAAUAUAUUCUGUAUCCAAGAAAGUUAUUCUAUCUAGGAGGG
Molecule: messenger RNA, 6046 nt
Organism: Argiope bruennichi
Lineage: Eukaryota; Metazoa; Arthropoda; Arachnida; Araneae; Araneidae
Product: tectonin beta-propeller repeat-containing protein 2-like
Exons: 17
Coding region: 256-4167 (1303 amino acids)
Molecular function (GO): protein binding
Source: RefSeq, a predicted model, not a curated record